Molecule: messenger RNA, 7121 nt
Organism: Ylistrum balloti
Lineage: Eukaryota; Metazoa; Mollusca; Bivalvia; Pectinida; Pectinidae
Product: ecotropic viral integration site 5 ortholog-like
Exons: 20
Coding region: 234-2837 (867 amino acids)
Source: RefSeq, a predicted model, not a curated record
CUGUCAAAGUCUGUCAGACGUUGAUGGAUAGUGGCAAUUCGACAAGGAUAAGAUCACAUUUGUAAGAUUCUUGGGCUGUUAUGGGGUAACGGAUAUGCACUUCUUAUGAUAUAACUGAUUACUGUGAUGAUAACAUAUCAGGUGUUGCCAUCUUCAGACCUUGUCUGUUGACAAUAAGAUGACCAGAUUGUGUAGAGAUCUCGACUAGAGGUCUUGACUAGAGGUCCAGCCAGAUGUCUGCCGCUGACCAGCCUCCCUUGGACAAUGGUCAUGACACGGAAGCUGACCUCCUCAACAAGUUGGAACUUGCAAAUAGGUUGUUAGAGGCAGAUCAAAAGUCAUGCAGCUCUCUGAACUCUGCACCCUCUCCGACGCCUGGUCACUCGCGGAAGGGCUCCGGCUCAAGUGUGCAGUCGUCUACUUCCUCGAACAGUCACUACAGUACACAGCAGACAGACGACGAAAACAAUCUGUCCACAUCGGGGAACCUAUGGGAUAUAUGGGGUAAACUUGUCAAUGACUGGGAGAAUGCAAAAAAGAAACAAACCUAUAUUAAGGAUUUGGUGCGGAAGGGAAUUCCGCAUCACUUCCGGGGAUUGGCCUGGCAGCUGCUGUUGAAUGUUCAUGACUGCCCCCACCGACAAAUGUAUGCAGUACACUUGAAGGACAACUCCCCUAGUGAAAAGCUCAUCAAGCGCGACAUUGCACGAACUUUUCCAGAGCAGGAAUUCUUCAAGGAAAAGGAUGGGCUGGGUCAGGAGAGUCUUUUCAAUGUGAUGAAGGCGUACUCUCUACAUGACAGAGAGGUGGGCUACUGUCAAGGGAGUGGUUUUAUAGUGGGACUUCUCCUCAUGCAGAUGCCUGAGGAGGAAGCAUUUGCGGUGCUAGUAAAAUUAAUGCAGGACUAUCGUCUCAGAGAACUAUUCAAACCCAGCAUGGCAGAGCUGGGUUUAUGUAUGUACAAGCUGGAGUGGCUGAUACAGGAAUUGCUUCCAGCUCUGUACGUACACUUCCAGACCCAGGGAUUCUAUACCUCCAUGUAUGCAUCGUCCUGGUUUCUGACCCUUUUCUCUACAACGCUACCAUUGUCCAUGGCCUGUAGGGUCAUGGAUGUAUUUAUCUCAGAGGGUAUGGAUUUUAUAUUCCGCUUGGCAAUUGCAAUAUUACAGACUAGUCAGGAUUUACUUAAGAAUAUGGAUAUGGAGGGAAUGCUGAAGUUUUUCCAGAAGGAAGUACCUCUAAGAUAUGAACAAGAGCCUGAGAAACUGUUCCAGGCAGCUUUUCAAGUACGAUACAACACAAAGAAGAUGAAAAAAAUAGAGAAGGACUAUACAGCCCUGAAGAGUAAAGAGAAUGAAGAUCAGAUUGAGCUAAGGAGGUUGCGGACAGAGAACAGACUGUUGAGACAGCGUGUAGAUACACUGGAAAAAGAGUCAUCAUCGCUCGCAGAUAAAUUGAUCCAUGAUCAGGUGACACGUGCUACUGAGGCUGAGGAAACUUACGCACUCAAGAAUAAACUGUCAACAACUAAACAGAAACUAGCUGACACAACACGUAAAUUAGAGGAGGCUCACGUCUUACUGGACGAUGUUAAACAGAGGACACUGAGUAUAGCUAAUGCUGGGGCCCUAGAUGAGGAUGAGAGUGAGACUGUGAUACAAGGCCUUCAGGAGGAACUCAUUGCACUCCGUCUCAAGGAUGCAGAUACUAAUUCUCUAGUCAAAGAGCUUCGAUCCAAAAUCAAAGACUUGGAGGAUACAAAUCUACAACUACAGAGAGCUCCAAGUAAUGAUAUACAGAACCUACAGGAGGUGUUGAUCGCAGUCAAGCUGAGGGAAGCAGAGGCAAACCUUUCACUCAAAGAGAUGCGACAGAGAGUACAUGAACUGGAAUCACUAUGGGAGAAACAUAUAGAGAGUAUGACAAGAGAUCCUGUGUCUCCAAAAGAAAAGACAAUAAAACAGGAACUGAAGCAGAUCAAUGAGGAACUAAUGACUGUCAAAAUCCGAGAGGCCAACUGUUUGUCUGAUCUCAAGGAGAGCAAACAGAAAAUCAUGGAAUUUGAAACACAGAACCAUAUAUGCACAAACCAGAUACGUAGGAUGGAUGAUGAAAAUAAAACAUUGAAAUCCAAACUGGAAGAAAAAGAUGUAUUGGAAAAAGAUUAUAAACAUCAAAUUCAGGAGCUUAAUAGAAAGAUGGAUGAUCUUCAAACGCAGAGAAAGGAAGAUUCCAUGAUGGUUAGGAUACAGGAGGCAGAACAUGCCCAAUAUGUAGCCACACUCAAACAGAAGAUUGCCGAGCUUGAGAUUCAGAAGGAAGAAUUGUUGACUGCUGAUCGUCUGGACACCAAAGUUGGUAAUCAGGACCUGGAAAAUCGUAUCUAUGACCUUCAGGAUGAGGUUUUACAACUAAAACUGAUGCAGAAAUCACCUGAGGGUGAGCGGCCGAAACAUAAUGGCUUCUGUGGCCCUGGUGAAGGUAAGGUAGAUGUGGAGGAGGAGGAGGAAGAUGAUGAGGACUUCACAGAACUGGAAAACCCAGAAACCUUAAACAGGACUUUGUCGGAAAUAGUCGAUGGACAAGACUCUCCGGAGGACAUGUCAUCACAGUUACAAUCCAAUGGUGCUUCAGACAAUUAUUUAUCUGAAGUAGUGAAUAGUGCAACAUCCUGUGGUAGCAGAUCAGGAAAGGAACUCAAAACAGAAGACUCUUUUAUCCGACAGAAGAGCUCAGAUAGGCGGCCGUUAACUUGUGAUGAAUAUGGUACCCCCUGGGUGCCUCGAGGUGCCAGUGAUAUUAUUGAUGUGGAAAUUUAUAAGGAAAGUAAAGUGUAAUAAUUGUACAGGUUUUAUUUAUAAUUAAUAUGCAACUAUUGAUGUGUUUGUAUUGUUUGGCCAAGGCAGGGACAAUACAAUGCUUUGGUAGUGAAUGUACACUUCAAUAAAUUUAGUCAUGUCAGAAAUAUAUACAGUCACAAGUACUUAAGUGAAGUAGUAUGUAAAUUUUAAAUUAUUGUUAACUUUUGUCUUUUAUGUGAAGAUUACUAUAUAAGUGUUUAUAUUACAAAUAAAAAAUGCUAAGCAUAAAAAACCAAAAGUUUUGUGGGAGAGGUUCUACCAUUUGUUAUGCGUCAUAUAUAUAUUGAAUUAUAAUAGCCAUGUUGACUGCCUAUAUAGAUCACUAAACAGAAGUAGCUACAGUGCAAACAGAUGACAGAGUGUAGUGUGUUGUCUGAUCUUACCCCUGCUUUGGUUCCAGAUAAGGAUGCUUCUUGCCUUGAUCCAGGGUUUGGGUGCCCUGUCUGUGAUAAGGGUGUUCCUGCCUUGUUUCAAUAAUUUUGGCAAACCUGUUUGGUAUGGGGUGAGGGAUGUCCUGCCCUGUACCAGGGGUUGAGUGGAAUGUCUUGAUUUCAUAAACCAUAUUAAGGUGUCUUUGUCUUGAUCUGGUGAUUAGCAUGUCCUUUUCCCUAGUCCUGGGAUUUGGAUGUCCAUGCCCUGGUCCAGGGGCUUGGAUGUCCCUGCUUGAGUUUGGGGUUGGGGUGUAUAUGGCCUCUAUAGUAACAGGCCCUGUUUAUGUGUCAUACAUCACCAUGGUGCAACAUUGUUAUCAGUAUUUUUUAUCCUCAUCUUGAUUCAUUGUACACAAUUUUUAGUGUGUUGUGUUUAAUGUUUUCAUAUUUUUGUAAUUUUAUUGACAUUUUCAUUAUGCAUGAAACUUCUCUCACUUUCACCAUGUUUCAAUUCUCAGUCGCUCAGCUUUUUUCAACUCUGGAUUUUAGUCAAAUUGGACUUGCUAAUUAGCUAAUGUAGUACAUUAUGUAGUAUCACUCUGUUAUUAGAAAAUAUAGAAGUGGUUGGAGUACAGUGAACCAUCCUGUAUGCUCUACAUUACUCCCAGGUAGAUAUUUUGUAUUCUUAUGCCAUUUCUAUAUUCUGCGCUACAUCAUUCCUUGACACUGAUUCAUCAUGAAAUUUGGAACCUCAUUUAUCAUGAAAUUUGAAACAAUUGAGACAAAUCUCACAAAUUAUGUACAUUCUGUCAAUAUAUCAAACUUAUUCAAUCUUUUAUUUUUUGUGAUCAGCUGUUCUGUUUUGGUUGUCUCCCUUGCUUUACCAGUCCUUCAUUUGCUGAUAAAUAGCCAAAAUACUAGCAUAUGUACCAGGGUAUAGAAAGAUAAGGAACUUAAUCCAGUGAAGACAUUAUUACAUGUAUUAGUUCUUUGAAAUUUUAAGUCAUCCAAGUCCCCUCAUUGCAGUUUUAUUUACUAAAGCUCAAUUCAGUUUUCACAUAAACAAUAGUGUGACUUCACGCAGACAGACUUCCCUAUUGCUGGUGAGCUGUAAGAAGUGAGGUACAUUUCCAAAACAAAAAUGGGAAAGAUGAAUCAAAAUAAUCUUUCAUAAACAUUUUUCAGUAUUAUGUGAAAAUAAUGCAACUUUCUACUAUCAGAUAUUAUGUAACUGCUGAAGUGUCAACCGCACUGUCACAUUUUCAAGGCGAUACAAUUUUUUAGAUUCGGACUCAUCUGAGGAUUACACCACAUUUAUCUGCUACAACAGUUGUCAAAAUAAAUACCAUUGUGAGAUUUUCAUUCUAGAAUAGACAACCAUUUACAAAUGCAUCUGUAGAUUUAUAAGAUGUCAUGUCAGUUUGGUUCAGUUCUAAAGGAGAUAAUUCUAUUUGUUAACCAUUGCUUUGAAGCCAUUGCAUGUGUAUGAAACAGGGGAGGGGGUUGUGUUGUCUUGAUGUAAAGGGUCAGGGAGCACAGUGCUCAGGGAGAUAACUGUAUUUGUCAACCCCCAUUAUUUUUGAGCGAUAGAAUUAAACAGGUGUGGGGGAAUAAUGACAAGGUUGUCAUUAUUGUGUGCAAACAUCUCGUUUUAGAUGUACAUUGUUAUGUAAAGUAAGCUACGCUGUCUCUGUAUUUUGUACUGUGAAAAAAAUAUUUACUGUGCUUGCAAUGCAAUAUUCAACGAAUUUAAUUUUUAACAUGGUUUUAAUGACAUGUUAAAUCCUGCUUCUUACACAAAGUUAUUUAUUUAGUGAAUCAUGUUUUGUCACAAAUAGUCACACUUUUUAAUAUGAUUGUUACUGUACUGUAGUGGUGAUGAGAGGGUCAUAAUAGAAAUAUUAAAUGGUAAGAAAUAAAAUGUGGCAGUAAGCUUGUGACUUUAUUUUCAUAUAUUUCAUAUCAUUUGAUUGAAUCAUGGAUGUUUUAAUUACAAAAGAAAUUUAUCAAUAUAUCUGCAAAAUUGAAUUAGAACAAACACUGAAGAAUGCAAUUUCUCCCUUUUUUUCCAGCUUCCUACUUCUUUUUAAGAAAUAUUGCUGUACCAUAGUAAUUAUAUACUGUAACUCUUCUGAAAAAUGUUUAGCUCACACUGAAAUAACUCUUGUUUAAUAUUACAAAGGGUAUUAAUAUUAGCUGAGAGUGAAAUUCUAGUUUAUACAUGUAAUUGUUGAUAUCAAAGAUAUGAUAUAUAGAUAAUCAUAUGCAUGUUAUCAUAAACUUGAUAUCAAUCAAAAUAAAGCCUGAGAAAUGAUGUUUGUUCAGUGAAAUUUCCUGUAAUGGAUGUCAUAAUGUGUGCUUUUCAUUCCAUGUUCAUCAAAUACCAAGUAAAAUGGGUCAUUGUUUAUAGUGUUAGAUAUUGAUACUUUAAAAAUCAUGAAACAAGCAUGAAGUGAAAAAGCCUUGUUAGAUUAAAACUUUUGAACUCUCUUUGUAGAUCACGUAUGAAAUAGAAAUUUUUAUUCUCUUAUAUUAUACUCACCCAGUUCUCUAUGUCCCUUGCAGCUAGGAUUGUGAUUUUCUGUCUUUUCAAAUCUCUAGCACCUUUAUGUUCACAUUUAUCCACAUGACAAAACACUAAACUGCAUUUAGAAUAUUCUGUGUCAGAAUUGAGAUCAGGGAAUGGGUGUUUUGGAGACAAGAUCGGUGUAUGAAUUAAUGACGUGUAUAUGUGUAAAAUGACACGAAAUAUCUUUAGUCAUUUAUGUUGACUACAAUUGAAAUAAGUGAUCUUAGUUGUUACAGAAUUUAUGUCUAUUAUAAAACAGUCAACUACUCAGGCUGGUCAUGUUUCUAAUUGUUCAAUUGUUCCCACAAAUAUCACUGUGAAGGGAAUCAUUUGUGUUAGACUUGUUAUGAUAUGUGCCAAACAGAACAUUUGAGAUAAGUUAUAUAAGUGAUGGUUCUCUUUGUCAGACAUUAAAAUGUGAUCAGAUGUAAUGGGGUUGAUUUUGUAACGUGUUUAUGUUGAAUAAAUCUUUAAGGAAAAUUGUCAUUUAGUGAACAUAACCAUGUUCCUUAAAAUCAAAACAAUACAGGUUUUCUUCAUAAUCCAGAAAGAAAACCUGAAUCACUUGGGGUUUUCAAAGUCUUCAAGAUCAAUUUUUUUUCAAGAAUGUAAACUCAAAUUGAAAAUGGUUAUGUUCUUUUUUGAUACUUAAGAAUGAUUGAACAAAAUUUUAAAGAAAAUAGGUCUUUUUUGACUUGUCAUGUCUAAUUACUUUAAAAUGUCUAUGUAACUGCUUGUGUCAUUUCAAAACUCAUUUCAUUUGUACAAAAAUCAUUUACUCUAAGGAGAACAUGUUAUUAGUCUACAAAUAGAAAUGCUGUUACAACAACAAUAUGAAGACAUUUUAAGAAAACAUGUACUUUAUGAACUGCCUUGCGAUGUGCUUGUUAGGUGUUGAGUUUUUAUCCUUGUCCACAAUGUGUUAUGAAUGAUUAUGUAUAAGGUUUACAUGUGUCCAAGCUUGAAGUGAAGGGACACCAGAAAGUUGUCUGACACUUGCUCAAUACAUCUUCUGUUGUAGCAGGGUAAUAGCGAAGCAGAGUUUUUACCUAGGAAACAUUUGUUUAUCGUACAGACUAAUAUUGAAGGUUAGAAUUAGUCUGUUGUUGUAUCUUGGAUGAUAGGUUGUUUUUAAAUCAGAUGGGAUGUAUUUUUUAUGGCAGCCCCACUCUGUGAGGAAGUGUUGAGUGACUUUCAGACAAUAUAUACUUUUAUUUGAUGACCCAAUCCAUGCAAGUACAGACUGGACGCCUGCAACAUUUGAUCAUCAUGUUAUUUUGUACCUGAUGCAAUUGACAAUAAAACAGAAAAUGUAUGAAA